Molecule: messenger RNA, 2470 nt
Organism: Sphaeramia orbicularis (orbiculate cardinalfish)
Lineage: Eukaryota; Metazoa; Chordata; Actinopteri; Kurtiformes; Apogonidae
Product: doublecortin domain-containing protein 2-like
Exons: 9
Coding region: 481-2292 (603 amino acids)
Biological process (GO): regulation of cilium assembly; cilium assembly; neuron migration
Cellular component (GO): microtubule organizing center; kinocilium; axoneme
Source: RefSeq, a predicted model, not a curated record
AAACAGUCCAGCUCCCAUGAUACCCAGCUCACAACGUGGGGAAAGAGUCCCGUUUGGUUUUAUCAGCUGCCUUGUAGCGUUACGCACGGAACGGACAAACGGUGCGCUCUCUCUCCUCUGCAGCCGCGUAAAGACUCCACUUUAUGGAUUGUUGAUAUUUUUUAACGCAGGGACGCAUUUGUUUGUUUCAUACAUUUGGUAAUAUUUUAAUUUUAGCGGAAUAUUUGAGUCUGUUGGAGUCUUUUUUUUUUUUUUUUAAUCGUCCGGGAAGAGCUGCACCUACACCAGCUCCACUCAACCUCAAACAUUUGGCCAGGAUGUCCCAGCUGUAAUAUUAUAACACUAGAAUGGCCUAUAAGCGUUGGCUUCAGAGUCUGGAUCAACCUGCUGGGACUUUAUUCUAACAAACAUCGCUCCAGAGUCGCGCGUCCGCUUUUUACGCAUUUUUUUUUUUUUUUUUUUUUUUUUUUACGCACAACGAUGAGCUCAGAAAAGCCCAACUUUCUCUCUCAACCCGUGGUGAAGAACAUUUUUAUGUUCCGAAACGGUGAUCCUUAUUAUGAGGCUCGACGGAUAGUGAUCAAUCAAAAGAGGGUGUGCAACUUUGAGACUUUACUGAGAGAAGUCACCGGUGGGAUCCAACCCCCGUUUGGAGCGGUGAGGAACAUCUACACACCCAGAGGAGGACACAAAGUGGACUGUUUAGACAACCUGCAGAGUGGGGAGCAGUAUGUGGCAGCUGGAAGAGAGAGGUUCAAGAAACUGGAUUACCUCCAGAUCGGCUCCAGAAAGAAGAGGCUCAUGCAAACUCUUCCAAUGCAGGUUAAACCACUUCCACAAAACAGAAUCAUUGUAUCAGCACGAUUCCUGAAACCCAUCAAGGAACCAUGUCCAAUAUUUGUGGUCGCUAAUGGUGAUGUCUUGAACCCUGCAAUGAGGCUGCUGAUCCACCAGAGGAUGCUGGGACAGUUUGAAAGGAUUCUGGAGAUGAUAACAGAGAAGAUGGGGUUGAGAGUCCUGGGGGGUGUGCGGAGUCUCUUCACCUACGAGGGGCAGCACAUAACUGAUGGGAACCUGCUGGAAAGCGGUCAGCUCUAUGUGGCAGUGGGAAGAGAAAAGUUUAAGAAGCUGCCUUACAGUGACCUACUUUUCACCAAACCCAGAGGGAUGAGAAGGGUUAAUGGGAUGAAAGCAUAUUCUCUGCCGCCUAUCUACAGAUUGUCGAAGCAAAAUGGAAAUGGGAAGUCCAUGGUUCAGUCCACUGAUAGUACAGACAGAGACUCCAAAGCCUCCCCUCCGGCCCACAAUGGCAACAGCAAGGAACACCUAUCCUCCAUCGUCCGGGAGAUCUCCCAGGCCAGGCUUAUUUCCCUCAGGAAGAGGAGGAGCGGACAAAGCAUGUCACUGGGCGUCAAUGAUAAUGAUGACGUAGACUCGAAGACCAGUGAUGGAAACAGUGAAGAUAAAAACCAGCCUGCAGAAGAGAAAUGCACAGCUGAUGCCACAGAAGCCAAAGAUGAACCUGGUGAAAAGGCAGAAGAGAAGGAGGAGGAUACAUCUGAAAAAAACACUGAAGAAAAAGCUUCCACAAGUAAUGAAGAGAAGAAGGACGACGAGGGGACAAAUAAUGAAACAGAGGGAGCACAAGAGCAGAAGGAAAACGAGGAGCCAAGUCAUGAAAAAGAGGGAGAACUAACAGCACAAUCUGAGUCGGUAAAUGGAGGAGAAAAGGAGGAAGUAAAAGAGGAAGUAAAAGAGGAGAGUACAAAAGAGGGUAAAAGCAAAGAGCAAGAGUCUAGUAGUAGGAGCGCUGAUAAGACUCAGGACAGUAAUGAGAAAGAGGCUGAAUCUGCUAAGGGUGAAAAGGAUGAUCAAGACAAAAAUGGAGACGAGGUAGAAGAUAAAGACAGUGGGAAGGGAGAGAAAAGCAGCCCAGACCUGGCUAAUGAUGUAGACACAGGGGAGGAACAGAAAGAGAAAGAAAACAGCAAUGACCCAGACAAGCCUCAGUCAGAUAAUGAUACAAAAGACAACAAUGAUGGCAGAAGUAGCCGUAGCAACGUUAACCAGGAAGGAGAUGGGACCGAGACAAAAGAAGGAACCGCUAAGAAGUCAGAGGAAAAAGAGGUGAACGGAGAGGUGAACGGAGAGGUCAGCGGAGAAGACGAUGAGGUAAAAAGUGAAGCAGAGCUGGAUAGAGACGAGAAAGAUUCGAGUGUAGAAAAAAGAAAGAAAGACAGGGAUGAAAACGGAGAAAAUCGGGGGAAAAAAAACCCUGAAGGGAAAGUUUAAGACAGGAAAAGUAUGAUGGAAGUUAUUAGACGAGCUGCGCUGAAGAGGGGAAAGCAAUACUUUACGAUUUAAAAAUACUUAGAAAGUUCAUAGUAAACCAAGUAACUGUAAUCUGAAAUAUUUUACUAGAUGACCUUGUAGAUUCUGUACGAAAGAGAAUGGUUCUACAUUACAGUGC